This is a messenger RNA of Coffea arabica (coffee), 1914 nucleotides long. NCBI's taxonomy places the organism in Eukaryota, Viridiplantae, Streptophyta, Magnoliopsida, Gentianales, Rubiaceae. The record is from RefSeq and is a predicted model, not a curated record.
GACUCCUCCAUUCUCUCUUUCGCUCUCUCUUUGUUCACCUGGUUCUUUUUUCUCCUCUCAGACCAGGUUGGUUACCCUCCCUUCGACUCUCUCUCUCUCUCUCUCUCUCUCCCAAAACAAUACAAAUACAAGCGCUAAACAGUGUAAAAUUCUCCACUUGAGAGGAGGAGUUGGGAGGGGUAAAUUCCGGAAAGGAGAAAAAUGAACGGUGGAGAUUUGACGAGUCAACAACAGCAGCAUCCGCAUCAGCAUCAGCAGCAGCAACAGCAGCAGCAGCAUCAUCAGCAGUGGAUGGCGAUGCAGCAGCAAUGGAUGUCCAUGCACAUGCAGUAUCCGGCUGCUGCUAUGGUGAUGCAGCAGCAAAUGAUGUAUGACCGGCAAUACGUGCCGGCGGCGGCUUACUAUCAUCACCAACUCUAUCAACAGCAGCACCAACUCUAUCAACAACAGCCGCAGCACAAGCAGCAGAGUCAGAUUCAAAAUUCCAGCGAAGAGAACCGCACGAUCUGGAUUGGCGAUCUCCAGCAGUGGAUGGAUGAAGCUUAUCUUCAGUCUUGCUUCUCUCAGGCCUCGGAGGUUGUUUCUGUCAAAGUCAUUCGCAAUAAGCAGACUGGUCAGUCAGAGCGAUAUGGAUUUGUGGAAUUUAGUUCUCAUGCAGCAGCUGACAAAGUCCUUCAGAGCUACAAUGGCUCACCAAUGCCAAAUACAGAACAAGUCUUCCACCUUAACUGGGCAGCCUUUAGCAUGGGUAAUAGGCGCCAAGAAGCUGGUGCUGUUGAUCUGUCAAUAUUUGUUGGAGAUUUGGCUGCUGAUGUUACUGAUUCGUUAUUGCAUGAAACUUUUGCCAGUAGAUUUCCAUCUGUAAAAGGUGCAAAAGUAGUAGUUGAUCCGAACACUGGCCGCUCAAAGGGUUAUGGCUUUGUUCGGUUUGCAGAUGAGAAAGAAAGAACUCAGGCAAUGACUGAAAUGAAUGGUGCAUAUUGUUCUAGUAGGCCAAUGAGGAUUGGUGUUGCUACCCCCAAGAAGGCGUCACCGCAGCAACAGUAUUCUUCCCAAGCGGUAGUAUUGGCUGGAGGAUAUCCAUCAAAUGGUGUUGUGCCACAAGGUUCGCAGUCUGACAGUGAUUCGUCAAAUACAACAAUUUUUGUGGGAGGACUUGAUUCUGAUGUAACUGAUGAAGAAUUGAGAGAGUCCUUCAGUCAGUUUGGUGAAGUAGUUUCAGUGAAAAUACCUUCAGGAAAAGGAUGCGGUUUUGUACAAUUCUCUAAUAGAAGCAAUGCUGAAGAUGCAAUGCAGAGACUGAAUGGAGCUGCUAUUGGCAAACAGAUGGUGCGUCUAUCUUGGGGUCGGAAUCCUGUAAACAAGCAGUUGAGAAUGGACUCUAGCUACCAAUUGAACGGCAGUAAUUAUGGAAGGCAAGGUCAAAAUGGUUACGGGUAUCCCAUGCCGCAGUAUGCAGCUGCUGCAAAUGGUGCGGCUUCAAAUGGUCAUGGGGGCUACCAGCAGCCUGUCAACUGAACUUCGCUGUGUGCCAUGCCAAUAGUCAUAAAGACUUACAAUUUAGGGGGAAUUUGCUAUCUUAAAGAUUACAUCUGUAAUACGUUGAAUUUUGUAGCUGAUUUGAUUUUACUUUUUAUAGACAUCCCAGAUUUUGUCUAAGAAAAUCUGAUCAAGGAGGCUUAGGAGGCCGGCACGAUGGUUGCGUUGGCCAAAACCAGCUUUUAUUUUUUACAGUAGAUGAGUGCUAGUAAACAAAUGAACUUUUAUUUAAUCUGAAAGAUAGAUCCAUGUGAGAUUUAUAAAUAACUAGCAGGCCAGCUCCUUUUAGCUUUGCUGCAGGUGUUACCUCAAUCUGCCAUGGAAGUAAUGGCUUAAUAGAAAGGUGAGGGGCUGGAAUGCUAUAAUUCCGGAAGA